AUGCAAGAUAUGGACACAGAUCUGUUAAACUUCGACGCCUUCUUCGCUCCCAACAACGAUGAAGGCGUGGAAGAUUUAUGGAACCUCGCGGUGACUACAGCUGUAGGCCAUGACGACGAUCUUCUCGAUGUGACUGAGCUGGAGCCUCUCAGCCCGAUCAUCAAGGAAGAGCCCCACGAACAACGUAUUCAAGUUAAGCAGGAACCAACCAACAAGCUGGGACUCAAGAUAGACACGAACAUGGCUAACAACUCCAAGGAGAGUUGGGUAGCGCAGUAUGAGAACGCGAAGACGAAUGGCACGCCGACAGCCACGCUGCCGGCUCGCUUUGCGCUCUUGUCUACUACCUGCGUGUAUGAGCCGGGGUUCACCACGUCUCCACGUGGUAAACGCCGUAUCAACGACUACAUCUUGCCUCUGUUUACUGACGCCGAGCUGUCUGCAAUGGUCGAUUCGCCCUCGAAGCUGUCCACUACGUCAACGUCUUCUGCAGCGCCACGUCAUCAAUAUGUUCAACUCGAUCUUCGACACUUCUCAGUUCCUCACGACACAGCAACCAGUAUUUGA
Phytophthora infestans T30-4 is the source of this 567-nucleotide messenger RNA. RefSeq lists its product as uncharacterized. The record is from RefSeq and is a predicted model, not a curated record. The transcript is spliced from 4 exons. NCBI's taxonomy places the organism in Eukaryota, Oomycota, Peronosporomycetes, Peronosporales, Peronosporaceae. Bases 1 to 567 code for a protein of 188 amino acids.